This is a messenger RNA of Acanthopagrus latus (yellowfin seabream), 4971 nucleotides long. RefSeq names its product vasorin-like. Gene Ontology annotation, molecular function: protein binding. The record is from RefSeq and is a predicted model, not a curated record. NCBI's taxonomy places the organism in Eukaryota, Metazoa, Chordata, Actinopteri, Spariformes, Sparidae. The coding region runs from base 230 to 2341 and encodes 703 amino acids. The transcript has 2 exons.
GCCCCUGCACGCCGGAUCCUCGCCUCUGACAGACGGACGGAGCGGACCGUGUGUGCGACUCACCUCUCGGUCUGAACUUCGUGCGGACUCGAGACUGUGAACAAGUUUGGUUUUUUUUUGGGAGAGUUUGUGUUGUUGCUGUGCGCAGAGAGACCCGCGGACAAAGUGGAUAAAAAGUGUGUGUAGGAGCUGCUCCAGCGGACUUUGGAUAACUUUUCCAAGAGUCACCAUGCUGCCUUACAUCCUGCUCCUCUUCCUCUCAUCUGGUCUGGUGUUAUCAUCUGACUGCCCAGCAGACUGUACCUGCCCGGUCCCAGAAUCCAUAUUCUGCAUUCACCGACGGGCCAACACUGUGCCCCGUGUCCCCAGCACCAAACAUCUCUACAUCUUCCAGAAUGGCAUUGACACUUUGUCUCAAGAUGACUUCAAGGGCCUGGGAGAGUUGCAGUUGCUAGAUCUGAGCCAGAAUGAGCUGACAGAGAUUCCGGACGGUGUUUUUGAGAUGCUGUCCAAGCUGAAGAACUUGGACCUGUCCGCUAACCCCAUUACCCACAUUUCCAAAGACAGCUUUUCUGGGUUGGUCCAGUUGGAAAGGCUGUAUCUCCAUGGAAACAGCAUUCAGAGCAUCCAUCCGGAAGCUUUUGAAGGUUUGGAGAUGUUACUGGAGCUCAAGCUCCAGGGGAACCAGCUCACCUCUCUGCCGUCCCUUCAUUUCCCAAAGCUUCUGCUUCUCGACCUCAGUCACAACAACAUCCCAGCCCUGGGACCCUCAGAUCUCCAGACUCCCCACCUAGAGGCCCUUAAGGUGGCCGCUCUGGGGCUUACCUCUGUGGAUGAGGAUCUCAUAUCUUCUUUGGGAAAUCUCCAUGAGCUCGACAUCUCCUCCAACCAGUUAACUCAGGUUCCCCAAGCCCUAAAGCAGGACUCCCUUAAGGGGCUGAUCAAGCUCAGCCUGGCUGCCAACCCGUUGGGCGAGCUCAGGGCGGAGGACUUCCAGAAACUCACUGGACUUCAAGAAUUGGAUCUUAGUGGACUAAAUCUCCAGGGUUUUCCCCAGAGUUUCUUUGAGACGUUCCCUAGGUUGGCCAGCCUGACAGCAGCUGAGAACCCAUUUAACUGCUUGUGUCCAUUAGCCUGGUUCCCAGUCUGGCUAAAAGAGAAGGAAGUGGAUCUUGGGAGGCCUGAGGAAACCAGAUGUCACUUCCCUCUAGUUAAUGCUGGGAAGAAGCUUUCAGCACUGGAGCACAAGGAUUUUGGGUGUCCACCUACCACAACAGUGCUGACUGGCUCCCCCAUUGGAAGUACCCCUGUUCCACAGCUGCCAACCACCUCUCCAGAAACCACCCACACCAACGCUAUUCCUCCUCCUUCCCCACCCAGUGAGGAAACGUUCUCCUCUAAGACCCCAUACCCCCUUCCACCGGAACCUCCAGUCUCCCCUAGCUCCACCAGCGGGGAGAAUGAGCCACACAUCUGCCCACCAAACAUCUGCCUUAAUGGUGGCACAUGUAAUUUUGACCCAUUGGGUCAACUCAGCUGCCUGUGUCCUCCACGAACCUCUGGCCUCUACUGUGAAAAUGUGGAUGAGGUCCCAGAGCCACCAAAACCUUCAACAACAGAAGCUGCCCCCAUGACGCCCGCUGAACUUGAUGCCAUCAGCUCAAGGCAUGUGACCUCCACAUCCAUCCUUCUUGACUUGCACCGCUUCAUCGAGACACGGCCACACAUUCGUGGAAUCAGGCUGACCUACCGUAACCUCUCAGGGCCUGACCGCCGUCCAAUUAUCUUGAGUGUACCGGCCUCCUACCCCGAGUACACUUUGCGUGGUUUGAAACCCAACUGUACCUACUCAGUCUGUGCCAGUCCCCUGGGUGAGAGAAUCAACUCUAGGGUCAACAGUUCUAUAGAAACAAGGUCAUGUACAGAGGCUCGGACCGAAGGGGUUUCAGUGAUAAAUUCAGAGUCCAGGGUGGAGACACAGAGUACACUGACAUACACACUCAUCCCAGCCCUGGCUGCCCUGGCUCUGGUGCUGGGGUUGGCUGUGGUGGCUGGGACCAUCAUCUGUGUACGGAAGAGGAGGCAGGCCAAGGCAGGAAUGGAGCUGGAACUGGGUCCAGCUGAUCCUGAUCCCAUGGAACUGGAGGGGAUAAAGGCCUGUCUGGAGAAUGGGGGAAAUGGUACACUGCCCCACAAACAGCCUGAGAUUGACCGCUGUCACACUCCACAGCCUCCUCCAUUAUUGCAGCAAAAUGGGGGUUUGGACUAUGAAGUACCCUUGAUGCAAGGACACUGCCCAUCAAAUAACAAUCUGGCAUCACUAAAGCCAUCAUAUUUCUAAAAUGCAAUAAAGCACAAACACUUGGAAAGAUUUUGCAGAGAGAGAGACUCAUGAGGUCCUGCGGCGGCUCACUUAGUGCUUAAAAAUCUCAUCUUCAUUCCAAUUUCAGAUAUCGACAAUUUGAAAACUGGCACUUACGAUCCUUUGCUGUCCAAAUGAUAACACUACAGACUGGACCAUUGUAGAGAUACUGAAUAAUGAAUUUAAGAUUACAGCAUAUUGGAAAUAUGCUAAACCACUGUGGGACAAUGAUCCGGAUGGUGAAACCUUACCAAGUGAUUUAUCUAAGUGCAAUCGACUAGAAGGGUCUUAGUAACAGACUGAAAACGGAAGUGCCUUUUUGCAUUGACACAACUGUAACCAAUGGCUCGAUUAACGUGUUUGUUUAUAUGAAAGGAACUAGAUUAAUGAGCUGUAAUCCUGUUGCUGGAUUUGGGAGGUACAGUAUGGAGAACAAUGCCCCGACGUCUGGGCUCAUGAACUGGAGGAAGUGACGGAGGUGGAAAACAUUUUACGCAGAUGUGUGAUGGCUCGAACACACGUCCUGGUACAAAAUGUGUUUUUCGACCAACUACGACUGCUCCGUGGGGAUUAUGUAUAUAAAAAAAAAGAACUUGCACUGAAAAGAAAUACUUCUUUUCCUUUACAGUGUCCCAGUCAUGAACUACCGCAAGUUUUGAAAAACAUAUUGUGCAAAGUACGCUGAUGACCAUAAAAGCUGUCCAGACUCCAUAUUUUGCUGUUGACAUGAUCUAACCUGAAACAAAACUCCAAGUAUAUCGUCACAUGUGGAUUUGAAUUCUGCAGUGUCAACAGAUCUACCAUAAUUCUGUCCACACAUCCAAAAGCUUUUGGCUCCACUGAAAAUACAUGUGCUGUGAAUGAUAAAUGGACUGAAUGAAGAGCCAUUUAGAAUGGACUUUGCCUGCAUUGUUCUGUGCCGUGACGGGAAGGCUGUGUUGUCAAGCUUAUAUCACGAUAUUCUGUUUUGUUUUGUUUUUUGUAUUUUUAUUGCGCUUUCUGCUGUUGAUGUCCAUUCAGUAUUGCUGUUGCUGUGAGUUGAAACAUUUAUUGUUCUCCCGGAAAAACCCUUCUCAAGUCUUCAUGGAUUCUGUGCUUUUCUGCAAACUCUCCAGAGGUAUAUCUGCCGAAGGAAACCAGCUUAUGUUCUUGAGACCAGCACAAGCAAGAGUGAUCAAAUGUCGACUAAAAAUAAAGAAAAAACUCUCAGUAAUGUAAUUAGUUACAUUAUCUACAGAUUCCUAUUGCAUGACGUUCAUCAAAACAUGUCUGAGGAACUCACCAAGUGAAUGUAACUGUUCAGUGUCAGACACUUUAUUCUCUGUGCCAGGUCUGCCAACGCUACAUAAGGAUAAGCCUCAGACUGUUUUGACCGCCAGAGCUCCCAAAACUGAGUUCAAAGGCUGUUGUUUUUUUGUUUUUUUUGUUUUUUUUUUUGCCACAAAACCCGCUCCCAUAAAGCAGCACACGCGUGCCGAGAAAAGAAAGUUCAAAGAGCUUUGAGGCAAUUUGCUGCGAGUGUCUGUGAGGUUGAGGCACCGGUUUCCUCUUGGCGCUGCCGACCGUAUCGUUUCUGAGAUACGGUCUAGACACUGUCCCCCUGUAGCCUUUUUUGUACUCUCACAUCCUCCAGCUGGCUUCUCUGUGCCUCCAACUCUGAACCCAUCCAGUGUAUUCUGGUCAACAAGGAUCAUUUGCUUGUGUGUUUGGAAGUUGUUUUGCUUGUUUACAGCCAACCAGACUGUGAAAUGUACAGGCUAAAUGCACCGUUCUGAUGUAUUUGUUCUCUUUUUUUAUUUUUUCCCCUGUCUGGGGCUGAGAAUGUCACAAGCUUUUAGUGUUACUGUUCUUUUUUUAUGCCCCCGUUUUUCUCCCUUUCAUGAGAAAAGAAUCUUAAAUUGCAAAGUAUAAAUAGGUUUACAGAAGACGUGCCUCAGAAAACAUUGGUGCAGAGCCUUACCGACAUCGUGCAGCGUCGUGUUACAUGCUGGAGAACAAAAGGGCCUCUAUUUCGCCUCACAAGACAUCGCCUUAUAUUAAAAACUAAAAAUGAAGAAGCAUGAAAUGUGAUGUAAUCGAUUUAGUCAGGGUUUUAAAUAAAGACCUGCAUCAGUUCUUGGUUAUCUCACAGCCGAACAAUCGGAAGAUAGUGCGUUAUCAAUUGGUUUAAAAAGUGUGUGUGUGUGUGUGAGUGAGUGCGUGUGUGUUUCCUUCGAUUUCUGCUUGUCUGCUUUAUAAUUGAGUCCAUGCACUACACUCCAGCCACUGUCCAAAAUCAACUUACCAUUCUUUGGCUCCACUUGCUUUCUCCACUCUGUCAGUAUUCCAGUACAAACACGGAGACAGAUGCUCGUUUAUCUGCUCGCCAUCAAUAUACAGUAUCAGCUGGAAGACUCUGUAUCGCUUUGGACGGUGAGAGGAGCGGGGAAAAAAAAGACCUUUUGAAAUAUUUUCAACAUGCUUUUAACUGAACCUUCCCUGUUUAUUUUUAGGGAACAGUCGUCUUUAUUUCUUGAUGUUUUCAUGUUUGUCACCUAUGUCGAAUUUUGCGAGACAAGCAAUGCUGAGAAAAAAAGAACAGUAUUAAAAAGACUUAAUGUUUAAAAAUA